CCAUAUAAAUAAGUAUAACCCAAGAGCCAAGAUGCAUGAUUUGAGCAAGUUGUGGUCCGUACAUUUAUAUCACUAUCUAAUAACCAAGUUCAAUUUUACUAAGAAUACUCAGAUACACUGGAUUAUUUUCUAAUACACCACAAUACUAGACUAUCUGGCCUAUUUAUACACGGCUACCAUUCGCCACAAUUCUCACAAAAGUAUCACCCUUCCUCACCAAGGAAACCCAAACCAAAAAACACUCAAAACAUGGCUUCCUUCGCCAGUUUCACCGCUCCAUCCGCCGCCACGGCCGCCGCUUACCCCAAAACCCCGCAACUCUCCGCCGCAACCAAACCACCAACCCACAUUACCCACCACUACUCCUCCCCAGCCGGCCACCGCCGCAGGACCAGGCAACCACUCCACAUCACCUGCGACUCCACCGCACCAAACAACACCCCCGUCCCAGACAACCCCUCCUCCCCCACCUCCCGCCGCGACCUCCUCCUCGGCCUCGGCGCCGGAGCCACCACCGCCCUCACCCUCGACCCCUUCUCCGCCGCCCUGGCCCGGCCCGUCCGCGGGCCCAGCAUCGAGGCCUGCGUCCGCGCCACAGCUGGCGACCAGACAUUCGCGUGCUGCCCCCCGUCCUUCGCCGGGGUGGACAUCAUGGACUUCCAGCUCCCCUCCGCCUCGGAGCCCGUCCGGAUCCGCCGGCCCGCCCACCUCGCGGGCCUGGACCCGGUCUGGCUCGACAAGUACAAGCGGGCCAUCAAGGCCAUGCGGUGCCUCCCCAACGACGACCCGCGCAGCUACAUCCAGCAGGCCCGGGUCCACUGCGCCUACUGCAACGGCGCCUACGUCCAGGCCGACGACACCAACAAAGGCCUCCAGAUCCACUACUCCUGGCUCUUCCUCCCUUUCCACCGCUACUACAUCUACUUCUACGAGCGCAUCCUCGGGAAGCUCAUCGACGACCCGACUUUCGCGCUCCCCUUCUGGAACUGGGACCACGAGGACGGCAUGCCCAUCGCCGACAUGUUUAAAGACACCGAGUCGCCCCUCUACGACCCGCUCCGCAACCCGGCCCACCAGCUGCCCACUUCCUUGCUCGAUCUGGACUACAACAAGAGGCAGCCCGCGGUCCGGACCAAGGAGGAGCAGGUUCGGGUCAACUACGCCGUGGUGUACAACAACAUGGUGUCCGGUGCGAAGCGGAGGCUGGAGUUCUUCGGGGCAAAGUACCGGACCGGGAGUGCGGUGCCCGUGAGGCAGUCUUCCGGGUCGUGUGAGAAUCUCCACAACCCGGCCCAUAUCUGGGUCGGGGAUUCCAGCCGGGCCCUUGGGGAGGACAUGGGUAAUUUUUAUUCGUCGGGGCGGGACCCGCUGUUCUAUGUUCACCAUGGGAAUGUGGAUCGGCUGUGGAACGUGUGGAAAACGAUUGGGAAGUUCCGGUUCGACUUCGAUGAUUAUGACUAUCUGAACGCGUCGUUCCUGUUUUACGACGAGAAUGCCAAACCGGUUCGGGUCAAGGUCAAGGACUGUCUGGACAACAAACUCAUGAGGUACGACUACGAGGAGCGCCCCCUCCCAUGGAGGAACUUCCAGAAAACCCCGGCCAGUUCCGCCACCGUAGCCAACAUUUUCGGCGGCGAGAAGACGGCCAACGCGGCGGAGGCUCCGGCCGUGGAGCUGACCCCGCUGACCGAGUUCCCGCUGGCGCUGGACUCGGUGGUGAGCGUGUCGGUGGCUCGGCCGAAGAAGUCGAGGACCGCGGCGGAGAAGGAAGCCCAGAGCGAGGUCCUGGUGGUGUACGGGAUCGAGCUGCAGGGCGACAAGGUGGUCAAGUUCGACGUGGUGGUCAACGACGACCCGGCCAACCCUAGCGGGCCCGACAAGUUCGAGUACGCCGGCAGCUUCCUCAACGUGCCUCACGACUCCAUGAAGUUCGCGACCAACCUCAGGCUGGAUAUUACCGAUCUGGUGGGCGACAUCGGAGCUGAUGACGACGAUGAGCUUGUGGUGACGUUGGUGCCUAGGGUUGCCGAUGGGCCGGUGACCAUUGCCGGAGUCAGGAUUGAGCUCCAGAAUUAGAGCUCUGAUGAGGUGGAUUAGUACUACUAUACUAUGUGGCUCUUGAUGGGUUGUGGGGUUAAUUAAAGUAGUGUGAGCUUAAUUAAGUAGGGUUCGGCUUAUUAUUAAAAUAAUGAACCUACUUAAGUCUCAUUGUCCCCAAUCUUAUUGGGUUGAAUUAAGCGGUCUAGCUUUUAAUGUAGUUUGGUUUGCAUUGAAUGAAGAGGAGACGGAGUACUGUGGCAAGUUCCUUAUAUUUUAAGUUGAGACAUGAGAGUAGUUUCCAUCUUUGAAAAAAGCAUUAUAUUUCUACAAAAAAAAAGAGCAUUACAAGG
This is a messenger RNA of Linum tenue, 2390 nucleotides long. The record is from the annotation of a GenBank genome assembly. NCBI's taxonomy places the organism in Eukaryota, Viridiplantae, Streptophyta, Magnoliopsida, Malpighiales, Linaceae.